This is a messenger RNA of Radiomyces spectabilis, 1569 nucleotides long. Its product is annotated as mitochondrial carrier domain-containing protein. The record is from RefSeq and is a predicted model, not a curated record. Gene Ontology annotation, biological process: iron import into the mitochondrion. NCBI's taxonomy places the organism in Eukaryota, Fungi, Mucoromycota, Mucoromycetes, Mucorales, Radiomycetaceae. The transcript has 3 exons. Gene Ontology annotation, molecular function: ferrous iron transmembrane transporter activity. Gene Ontology annotation, cellular component: mitochondrial membrane. The coding region runs from base 147 to 1082 and encodes 311 amino acids.
CAGCUGGGACUUGACAUCAGUAUUAAAAAUUUUCUUUUCCAGUCUCCUUUUUUUCGUCUUUUACUCUUUCUCUCUCUCCCCUCCCUCCUCAUUCUCCCCACUCAUUUUGCAUUCUUAUUCUUUUUUCUCGCAUACGUAAAGCCAUUAUGGAUGAAGAAUACGAUUAUGAAUCUUUGGGAAAUAACUCAUCGAUGGCUCAAAAUGCGAUGGCUGGCGCCCUGGCUGGUAUCGCGGAACAUUGUGUUAUGUAUCCCGUUGACAGCAUCAAGACUCGAAUGCAAGUGAUUCAAAACAGUCGACCCGCGACGGUACCUCCGCUCUCAAGUUAUCCUACCGGUGUGGGGCUUCGUACGGCUUCGCGUAACCUUUGGCGAGGCGUAAAUUCAGUGGUCUUGGGAGCCGGGCCUGCCCACGCUCUUCACUUUGCCACCUACGAAUAUUGCAAAGAAUAUCUGGGAGCCAAUCAGCGAGGACACCAUCCUUUUGCUUCCGCCAUUGCUGGUGCUUGUGCCACUUUGGCUCACGAUACCCUUAUGAAUCCUUUUGAUGUGGUUAAACAACGUAUGCAACUUCGCGAAUCAACUUACCGAUCGGUUAGAGAAUGUGCUCGACAAGUGUUUGCGAAAGAAGGUGUGACGGCAUUUUAUAUUUCAUUGCCCACGACGUUAGCCAUGUCGAUACCGUUCCAGUCUGUACAGUUUGCGACGUACGAGUUUUUCCGAAAGGUGUUGAAUCCUAAAGGCGAAUAUGACCCCAAAACACAUGUGAUUGCCGGUGGUUUGGCCGGAGCGAUGGCUUCGUCGAUUACUACUCCUUUGGAUGUGAUCAAGACUGUGUUACAAACGCGCGGCAGCAGCAACGAUUUACGUGUGCGAAACGCAACAGGAUUGUUGGACGCCAUGUCCAUUAUCAGAGAACGAUAUGGACUCCGAGGCUUUUUCCGUGGGUUCCGGCCUCGAGUACUGACGCAUAUGCCGAGUGCUGCCAUCAGCUGGAGUGUCUACGAAUAUUUCAAAUGGUUCAUGGACGCGCGACCAGCUACACAACAACAACAGCAAGAUAAAAACAGUCUCUUGCUCUAAAGUCAUCUUUUUUUUUUAUGAUCCGAGAUGAUCUCAAACUUAUCUAUCCGAUUUCGGUGAAGAAGAGAUCUCAUCUAUUUAUAUUCCUCUCCAAGUUUAUUAUUCUUUUCUUGACACCACUCGCCAACUGAUGGUAUUUUAUCCGGAUUGCAUGUUGUCUCUACGUUGUAUCAUAGUUACCUCCCCUCUCUUCUUUCUUUAAUUCUAGUUUUCAUUUCGAUCUUUUUUUUUUUCUUUUUUUUUACCCCAUCAUUCUUUGUACAUAGGCUUGUCCCACAUUUCAUUUUAGAAGACUAAAAAAAAAAUUUGUCAACCUGAAAAGAAACUUGAUGAUGAAAAAAAAAUAAACGAACAGGAUUGUCAGCAUCAUCCUGUGACUGAUUUUCAUAGAGUAAAAAGUGGUGGAAGGUUUUCUAUCAGUGACAUGUGAAGUUGACCCUUUUUUUUUGUCUUUUUGCAGGUGAUAUCUCGACUAGAUUCGUAUAAC